CGGGGAUCUGAGAAGGAGUCAUACAGUAGACUUCCUUCUUUGUGCUACAUGCUUGAUAAAGCAAAUCCAGAUUCGGUUGUUAGAUAUUCUUGUAAUGAAACUGGAGAAUUUCAGAACUUUUUUAUGUCUCUUGGUCCAUGGAGACGUGGAUGGGAGAAGUGCAUUCCUGUUAUUGUUGUUGAUGGAUCAUUUUUGAAAUCGUAUUACAAGGGAACACUGCUCACGGCCUGCACACAAGAUGCUAACAAGCAGAUUUUUCCACUUGCAUUUGCUAUUUGCAGUGUUGAAAAUACCGUUAACUGGACUUGGUUUUUCAACAUGUUGAAGAAUUGUCUCAACCAUAGAAAUGGUUUGUAUAUUGUGUCUGAUCGGCAUGAAGGAAUUAUAAAUGCCGUUCAUUCUGUCUUUCCAUAUGCGGAACAUGGAUAUUGUGUUUAUCACAUAUUAGGCAAUAUAAAAUCCAAGUUUAAAGGUACUGCAAAGGUGUUGUCUUGGAAAUUCUUACAAGCAGCGAGAGCGGGUUCUGUUUAUGAAUGUGAAGAGUAUCUUUCCAGGCUUGAUUAUGAUGACCCGCGUAUACGUACGUACUUGCAAAAGAUUGGUAAUGAGAAGUGGUCUCGUGCAUAUGCUAGCCGCAACCGUUAUUCUGUGAUGAUGUCUAACAAUGCGGAGUCUUUGAAUGCUGUUUUUGUCACGGCUCGUGAGUAUCCCAUCUGCAAGUUGAUUGAGUUUAUAGUACGCACAAUGCAAACAUGGUUCUGUGAACGCAGAGAAGAAGCUGCAUCAAACAGAUCUCUACUCUCUGCUUACUUUGAAGCGCAAUUACGUCUAUCACAAUUAAAUGCUGCAUUAAUGCAGGUCAAGCCAUCAUGUAUCUUUGAAUUUGAGGUCUUUGAUGCGAAAGGAAGAUCAUUUGUUGUCAAUUUAAGAGAAGGGACUUGUACAUGCCGUGAAUUUGAACUUGAUGGCUUCAUAUGUGUUCAUGCCGUUGCUGCAAUCCGUUCUCGUCCGGGACUUUCUGCUUAUGACUACAUUCCUGAAUAUUAUACUACACAGAAAUGGUUUUCAGCUUACGAGGGCAUCAUUCAUCCCAUCGGUAGUUACGAUUGUUGGGUUGUUCCCCAUGACGUAUCUCAAAUCAUUUGCAGCCCUCCAUCUUGUUCUAAGAGACCUCCUGGAAGACCCAAGAAGCGACGUAUUCCAUCUACCGGUGAACAUGUGCGUCAACAAAAGUGUACACGUUGCUCAAUGGUUGGUCACAAUAGGAAGACAUGCCGAAACCCCAUUUCUCGCACUCGCUCCUAAUGUUGAAUCUGUUUUACUUGUUUAGUUUUAC
Molecule: messenger RNA, 1336 nt
Organism: Cuscuta epithymum
Lineage: Eukaryota; Viridiplantae; Streptophyta; Magnoliopsida; Solanales; Convolvulaceae
Source: the annotation of a GenBank genome assembly